Erigeron canadensis is the source of this 1984-nucleotide messenger RNA. Its product is annotated as tRNA (guanine(37)-N1)-methyltransferase 1. NCBI's taxonomy places the organism in Eukaryota, Viridiplantae, Streptophyta, Magnoliopsida, Asterales, Asteraceae. Gene Ontology annotation, cellular component: cytoplasm. Gene Ontology annotation, biological process: tRNA N1-guanine methylation. The record is from RefSeq and is a predicted model, not a curated record. Bases 78 to 1829 code for a protein of 583 amino acids. The transcript is spliced from 9 exons.
CCCCAGUCCAAACCCUUAAAAAGUUAAAACCCUCCAAUUUUUUUUAAAAAUCCUUGGCAAAAUCCCAAUCCAAUUCCAUGUUCACCAAAUUCAUUUUCCGGCCAUCACCCCCUUUUUCCAUCGCCCUAUCUCCUCCGUUGACCCCCACCAUCUUCCACCACUCCACCGCCGUCACCUUCCGUCGCAUCUCCGCCGCCACACCUCUUUUCACCACCCAACCGUACGGCCCCUCUUUAUCCAAAGGCAUAAACCCCAUUUCAAAAACCCAACAAGAAACCAACAACCAAGAUUCAUUAUCGAAUUUCGACGAAGCCCACUUCACUCGGGUAUACAACAUCUCAGCUCUUAAAGUCAACGCAAGCCAAUGCCAUGUUUUAGAAAGUCAACUCCGUGGUCACUUGCUUAACUGGCCUAGAAUUCGGAACAUUGCGAGAGUACCCGGAGACGAAAUAGACCCGGAAUUGCAAAAGUAUUUCGAGUCCGAAAAAGCGUUUAAUGAGAACAGUUUAGAUAGGAGGAUUUAUGGAAAGGGGGGAGGAGAUGGGGAACGGUUGAGCCCGGUUUUGUAUAGAGAUAAGCUUGUUAAGAGUUUUGAUUCAAGGGGUUUUGAAAAGUUUAGGAAUUUGGCUAAGUUAUCGAGACCGAAAAGGAAUGGGAGAACGGAAAAGGAGACGAAAAUGAGUCAAGGUAAAGAGAGUGGGAAGAAUGAGUGUUAUUUGGUGGAAGAGGUUUUUGAGGAAGAUAGGGAUGAUAAGGAGGAUUUGAGUCGGUUGAUUGGAGACGAAUAUAGAGUUGGGAAGUGGAGAGGUUCGACAAGAUUGUUGCUUUUGGAUGAAGGGUAUGCUGAUAAGUCGAUAGACGAGUUGCCUCAGGCGAUUAAGGCUUGUUUAAAGGAAUCAUUAUUUGAACUUGUGAGAUGCAAGCUGACUUUGUUUUACACUUAUUGGCAGAUGAAUGAGGUCUUAGAGGCUUUUCUUCCAAAUGGCAUGAUUGUCCCUUCAUCCUUUGAGACUGUUGGGCAUAUCAUCCAUUUGAACUUAAGAGACGAACACCUUCCAUAUAAGAAGAUUAUAGCAAAGGUUGUUUUGGACAAAAACAAGCCAAAGAUACAAACAGUUGUCAAUAAGCUAGAUGCUAUCAAUAAUGACUUUAGAACAAUGCAGCUUGAAGUUUUGGCUGGAAAUCAUUCCCUUGUGACGAAAGUAGUAGAGAAUGGACUCCAAUUUCAUGUUGAUUUAGCAGCAGUGUACUGGAGCUCAAAGUUGGGAACAGAGAGGCAAAGACUUCUGAAUGGUUUUACACGAAGUGAUGUUGUCUGUGACGUUUUUGCUGGGGUCGGUCCUUUAGCCAUAUCUGCAGCAAAAAAGGUUAAGCAUGUGUAUGCAAAUGAUUUAAAUCCCCAUGCAGUUGACUACAUGGAAAGAAAUUGUGUGCUCAACAAACUAGAAAGAAAGAUUGAGGUUUUCAACAUGGAUGGCAGAAGAUUCAUUGAUGCCAUCUUUAAGAGUCAAAGCACCCGGCCCAUCACACAAGUCGUCAUGAAUCUGCCCAAGGAUGCAGCUGAGUAUCUUGAUGCAUUCAAAGGAAUAUUCAGAGAUCUUGACAGGAAAGAAGAGUUAACCUUGCCAAAUAUUCAUGUCUAUGGAUUUUCCAAAGCUGAAGAUCCUGAGUUCGAGUUUCAUGAGCGGAUAAGAAUUGCAUUGUCGGAGGUGGCCUUUGAAGUUAAAAUGCAUAAAGUGCGUCUUGUCGCCCCCGGAAAAUGGAUGUUAUGUGCAUCAUUUGUUCUUCCUGAGAGGGUGGCAUUUGCGAGCUCGAUUUCAGAAUUAUAAGUUAAUUCUACACUAGAAAGGUGUGGUAGGCUGUAGAUUAGAAAGUGUUGUGUAUAGUCUUUGCUAGUAAUGCUAUGUUAUAUAAAUGGCUUCUUUGAUUUUAUAUAUACCCAUUUCAUAUGUCAAAUCAAGCACAAUUUUCUUAGUUUCAUUAA